AGUGCUAACUUCUAGCUCCGAUCUUUCCAGUUUUUAUUUUUUUUGCGGAAUCCGAUCUUUCCAGUUAGCUAGCUAGUCGAUCGACAUUUAAUCCAUGGGGGCUAAAGUUCUUAUGCUGAUCACCGUGGCCAUGGCCAUGCUCGGGAUGGUGCUCGGCGCCAGUCACACAGUGGGCGCGCCGGCCGGAUCAUGGGUCCUGCAAACCAACUACACCCUGUGGGCUUCGAGAACUAGGUUCACCACCGGCGAUGAGCUCCAGUUUCAGUACUCCACCACCGUGCACAAUGUGGUGGAGGUGAGAAAGGCUGGGUACGACUCCUGCAACAGCUCCAACCCCAUCGCGACGUUCCUGACCGGCAACGAUGUCGUCCCACUUGCAGCCAUUGGGACGCGGUACUUCAUCUGCGGCGUUCCAGGGCAUUGCGUCGCCGGUAUGAAGGUUCAAGUCAACGUGAAGUCGAAGGCAGUGCGGACAGUACAACGGUGCCGAGGGACGGGGAAGCGGCUCCGGUGCCGGUCCGAGACUGUAUUAAGCUCGGCCACAACAGCUGGCAUUGAUCAGUCUGUGGUGGCGCGGUUAGGUCUGGCCAUUGUCGCGGCUGGUCUCGUGUUGUUCUUUUAGUGACCGGCGAUUAUGGUGUUUUUUUCUUCUUGACGCGCCGUGCAUGCUUAUUUGUGUAUUAUAAAUAAGUUCUUUUGUUAAAUGUAAUUUCUUCCAUUAUAAUUGAAUUUAACUUAUCUUCUUGCCAAACCGAACUAUAAUCAUGGAAAAAUGUAAAGGGCAGUGCGAGGUGUCCGUCGGCCGGCCCAAAUUUCGGUCGACUGCGUAUUAGUCGUUAGAUGCAAGCUGCGUGGGCCGUCUGAUUUGGUUGCUCAUCUCCUUCCUCCCCACACCUUGCGCAGUCUCGCCCAACAUCCUUCCCCUCGCGCAGCUUGCCAGUGCCCCCCGGGCAAC
This is a messenger RNA of Aegilops tauschii subsp. strangulata, 955 nucleotides long. Its product is annotated as uclacyanin-3-like. The record is from RefSeq and is a predicted model, not a curated record. NCBI's taxonomy places the organism in Eukaryota, Viridiplantae, Streptophyta, Magnoliopsida, Poales, Poaceae. Gene Ontology annotation, cellular component: plasma membrane. Gene Ontology annotation, molecular function: electron transfer activity.